AUGGCACUCACGCUUGCUGCUCACAAGACACUCCCACGCCGCAAACUGGUGCUAGUCGUUCUUGACGGUGUUGGUAUUGGCCCCCGUGAUGAGUACGAUGCCGUCCAUGUAGCCAAGACGCCCCUCAUGGAUGCUCUCUUUAAUGAUCCCAAGCACUUCCGCUCCAUCUGUGCUCACGGCACCGCUGUCGGGCUCCCCACUGAUGCCGAUAUGGGAAACAGUGAGGUCGGUCACAACGCUCUUGGGGCCGGUCGUGUGGUCCUGCAAGGAGCUUCGCUUGUCGACGACGCCCUGGAAAGUGGAGAAAUAUUCACGAGCGAAGGAUACCGCUACCUCCAUGGCGCCUUCUCACAACCUGGACGCACCUUACACCUCAUUGGUUUACUGAGCGACGGUGGUGUGCACUCACGCGACAACCAAGUGUAUCAGAUCCUUAAACACGCUGGUGCUAAUGGGGCCAAGCGCAUUCGCGUGCACGCGCUGUAUGAUGGCCGUGAUGUACCUGACAAGACCUCCUUCAAGUUCACCGACGAACUCGAGGAAGUCCUGGCGAAGUUACGUGAGGGCGGUUGCGACGCCCGCAUCGCGAGUGGCGGUGGUCGUAUGUUUGUGACUAUGGACCGCUACGAAGCGGACUGGUCGAUCGUUGAGCGGGGCUGGCGUGCUCAGGUGCUUGGUGAGGGACGCGCCUUCAAAUCGGCCCGCGAGGCCCUCACUAAAUUCCGUGAGGAAGAUGCAAACAUCUCGGACCAGUACUACCCACCAUUUGUCAUCGCUGGUGACGACGGCCGACCCAUUGGCACCAUUGAAGAUGGCGAUGCCGUGCUCUGUUUCAAUUUCCGUGGAGACCGUGUGAUCGAAAUGUCCCGCGCCUUCGAGGAAGAGGAAUUCGACAAGUUCAAUCGCGUACGCUUGCCCAAGGUGCGCUAUGCAGGCAUGAUGCGCUACGAUGGUGACUUGGGUAUUCCUAACAACUUUCUUGUCCCCCCACCUAAGCUCACGCGGACAAGCGAGGAGUAUCUCAUUGGUUCUGGCUGCAACAUCUUUGCCCUCUCCGAGACACAAAAGUUUGGUCAUGUCACAUACUUUUGGAAUGGCAACCGCAGCGGCAAGUUGAGCGAAGAGCGUGAGACCUUCUGUGAGAUUCCAAGUGAUCGCGUGCAGUUCAACCAGAAGCCCCUCAUGAAGAGCAAAGAGAUCACUGAUGCCGCCGUCGACGCAAUAAAGAGUGGUAAGUACGAUAUGAUCCGCAUCAACUACCCCAACGGUGAUAUGGUUGGCCACACCGGUGACCUUAAAGCAACGAUUACGUCACUUGAAGCCGUCGACCAGUCACUCCAGCGGUUGAAGGAGGCGGUGGACUCCGUGAAUGGCGUGUUCCUCAUAACUGCAGACCACGGAAACUCAGAUGAUAUGGUGCAACGCGACAAGAAGGGUAAACCGGUACGUGAUGCUGAAGGUAAUCUCAUGCCACUCACAUCGCACACACUUGCACCCGUCCCUGUUUUUAUCGGAGGCGCUGGUCUUGAUCCCCGUGUGCAAAUGCGGACAGACCUUCCGCGUGCGGGCCUUGCCAACGUGACGGCAACAUUCAUCAAUCUAAUGGGCUUUGAAGCUCCAUCAGACUACGAACCGUCGCUCAUUGAGGUAGCGUAG
This is a messenger RNA of Trypanosoma brucei brucei TREU927, 1656 nucleotides long. RefSeq names its product 2,3-bisphosphoglycerate-independent phosphoglycerate mutase. Lineage: Eukaryota; Euglenozoa; Kinetoplastea; Trypanosomatida; Trypanosomatidae. The record is from RefSeq and is a predicted model, not a curated record. The coding region runs from base 1 to 1656 and encodes 551 amino acids. Gene Ontology annotation, biological process: glucose catabolic process. Gene Ontology annotation, molecular function: manganese ion binding. The transcript has a single exon. Gene Ontology annotation, cellular component: cytoplasm.